AUGGCUAGAUGGCAGAUUCUGCUAUCUGAUUUUGACAUAGUUUAUGUAAGUCAGAAGGCCGUAAAGGGAAGUGCGAUAGCUGACUUCUUGGCCAGUAGAGCUGUGGAAGACUAUGAGUCUUUGGACUUCGAUUUUCCAAAUGAGGACCUGAUGUAUGUGGCGAGUACCGAAGAAAAUCCUCAAAAGGAUAACGUAUGGAGGUUAAAUUUCGAUGGAGCUUCGAAUGCUACGGAAUAUGAAGCAUGUAUUAUGGGCAUUCGUGCAGCCAUUGAACGAAACAUAAAAGUGCUAAGAGUAUAUGGGGAUUCUGCAUUGGUGAUAUACCAACUUAAAGGGGAAUGGGAGACUAGGGACCCUAAGUUAAUUGAUUAUAGAAAACUGGUCCUCGAAUUGGCUGAUGAAUUUGACGAUAUCACCUUCUAUUAUCUCCCACGAGAGGAAAACCAGAUGGCUGAUGCAUUAGCUACUCUAGCUUCGAUGAUUCAGGUGAAUAGACUCGAGGCAAUGAGGCCUAUUCAAAUGAGUAUCUAUAAGACCCCAGCUCAUUGCUGCAACAUUGAAGAGGAGGGGAAAGAUAAUUGUCCUUGGUAUCAGAAUAUCCUACAGUACGUGAAGAAUCGGGAGUACCCUAAUCAAGCGACAGAGAAUGACAAAAGAACUCUGAGAAGAGCAGCCGUCGAAUAUGUCCUAGAUGGGGAAGUGUUAUACAAAAGAAGGAAAGAUCAGUGGGUGGAAGCUGCUUUAUAUACAAAUGUCACGAAGUCGGCAGUUAGCAAAUUCUUGAAGAAAGAGAUUAUUUGUCGAUAUGGAGUGCCUGAGAAAAUCAUAUCCGACAACGCGUUAAAUUUGAAUAAUAGCAUAAUAGCUGAGUUAGACGAAGCCGAUUGGGUCCAAUCUCGGUACGAUCAGUUGAACCUAAUAGAAGAAAAGAGGCUAAGAGCUAUUCGCCACGGGCAAAUGUACCAGAAACGAAUGAUGCGAGCCUAUAAUAAAAAGGUCUGCCCCAGAGAGUUUUGUGAAUGA
Gossypium raimondii (Peruvian cotton) is the source of this 1023-nucleotide messenger RNA. RefSeq lists its product as uncharacterized. Gene Ontology annotation, molecular function: nucleic acid binding; RNA-DNA hybrid ribonuclease activity. Lineage: Eukaryota; Viridiplantae; Streptophyta; Magnoliopsida; Malvales; Malvaceae. The coding region runs from base 1 to 1023 and encodes 340 amino acids. The transcript has 4 exons. The record is from RefSeq and is a predicted model, not a curated record.